UAUCAGGCUAUGUCUGAUGCUUUGUCUGAUCUCCCCGAGUGGUAUGGUAUAAAAGAAAUGCAAGCAAAUUGGAUAGGUGACUGUGUUGGAUGCUCUCUUGACUUCUUGCUGAAGGUGAAUGGCAAAGUAACAGAAGAGAAGGUAGCAGCUUACACCUAUACGCCUGAAGCCAUUUAUGGAGCUUCCCAUUUAUGUAUCUUACCGACUCACAGACUGCUGCAUGGGAAUAGCAGUCUCAAGGAGGUCUUUCAGAGGGAAUUCAUCCCAGGGAAAGACUCGCUUACUUCAGUGACAGCUGUGAAUUUGCUUACCAAUCAGGAGAUUCCUGUAGUCAUCUCAGCGAAAAACAAUUUUGAGAAUUUUCUCGAUACUAAAAUAGGAAUACCUAGCACAAGUGCAGAAGAUGCUGCAGUAGCUAAGAAUCUGGGCAUUUCUUUCACUGAAGUCAUGGAAACAUUGCCAAAUGGUUUGGAGAAAGUCAUUAAUUCUGGAGAGAUCACAGGCAUGACUCGGCAGGAGGCUUUAAAAGCUAUUACCCAGCAGGCAAAAAAUAAAGGAAUAGGUGGAGACCUAACGAGUGACAAAUUAAGAGACUGGUUAAUAUCUCGACAGCGGUACUGGGGAACACCUAUUCCUGUCAUUCACUGCCAGACAUGUGGCACUGUCCCCGUACCUUAUGAAGACUUACCUGUGGUGUUGCCCAGUGUAACCACCUUCACAGGAAAGGGAGCCUCACCUUUAGAAACUGCUCCAGAAUGGGUGAACUGUUCCUGUCCGAGGUGUAAGGCAGCAGCACGGCGAGAAGUUGAUACCAUGGAUACAUUUGUUGAUUCCGCUUGGUACUACCUGAGGUACACUGACCCUGGCAACACGGAGAGGCCCUUUAAUAGCGACUUAGCAGACUACUGGAUGCCUGUGGAUUUGUACAUCGGAGGAAAGGAGCAUGCAGUUAUGCACUUAUUCUAUGCGAGGUUUUUCAGCCAUUUUUGCCAUGACCUAAAGAUGACAAAACACAAGGAGCCUUUCCAUAAGCUCUUGGUUCAAGGUCUUAUCAAGAAUCAGACAUUCAGACUAACAACAACAGGCCAGUGUUUGAAGAGGGAGGAGGUUGAUCUCACUGGAACUGAACCAGUUCACUUAAAAACUGGUGAGAGGCUCCAAGUCGCGUGGGAAAAAAUGAGUAAAUCUAAGCACAAUGGAAUAGACCCUGAAGAAUUAGUGAAGGAGUAUGGCAUUGACACCCUACGCCUUUACAUUCUGUUUGCUGCUCCUCCAGAACAAGAUAUUUUGUGGGAUGCUAAAACUGAUGCUAUGCCAGGUGUUCAGAGAUGGCAGACACGCCUCUGGGCACUUGUAACCAAAAUUAUUGAAGCAAGGACUUCAGGAACCAUGCCCAAUCCUGAGCUUCUGAAUAAGAAAGAGAAGGCUGAAGCCAGAAAGAUCUGGGAGCAGAAGAAUCUGGUGAUUUCUGAGGUAACAGACUACUUCACAAAGGAUCAUUUGUUCAAUGCAGCCAUUUCCCGAUUGAUGAGCCUCACUAACAUACUCCAU
This is a messenger RNA of Tauraco erythrolophus (red-crested turaco), 1551 nucleotides long. Lineage: Eukaryota; Metazoa; Chordata; Aves; Musophagiformes; Musophagidae. The record is from RefSeq and is a predicted model, not a curated record.